Galendromus occidentalis (western predatory mite) is the source of this 5237-nucleotide messenger RNA. Its product is annotated as low-density lipoprotein receptor-related protein 2. The record is from RefSeq and is a predicted model, not a curated record. The coding region runs from base 134 to 5110 and encodes 1658 amino acids. Gene Ontology annotation, molecular function: protein binding; hormone binding; calcium ion binding. Gene Ontology annotation, biological process: receptor-mediated endocytosis. The transcript has 14 exons. NCBI's taxonomy places the organism in Eukaryota, Metazoa, Arthropoda, Arachnida, Mesostigmata, Phytoseiidae. Gene Ontology annotation, cellular component: signaling receptor complex; plasma membrane; apical plasma membrane.
UAUCGUUGGCUUUGGCUCGGGUGCGUCGAAGUUCCUUAGGUUCGCAAACUCCUUCCACUGUGAUGAGGCCAGGACAUUGGAGCUAGAAGCGAGAUGCGACGGUGAAGUCGACUGCGACGACAGGACUGACGAAAUGAGCUGCGAAUAUGAUCCGUGCAACCUCCCACGAAGCAAGAAGUUCAGCUGUCGGACCGGCGGGCAAUGCGUUCUCCGAGAUUUCAAAUGCGACGGCCGGAAAGACUGUACCGAUGGAUCGGAUGAAAGCAAUUGCACGAAGGCGGAAUCCUGCCUCCCUGGUCAAUUCGCCUGCGCGGACGGCUCGCGCUGCCUGGCGAAGUCUUUCGUGUGCGACGGUGUCUACGAUUGCGAGGAUAAAUCCGAUGAGAAUCCGCGGGAAUGUAACGCCACGAUCAGCGGCUUCAUAAAUUGUUUAUAUAGAUUCAGAUGCUCUAUGUACCUGUGCCUAGAAGACGACAAGUACCUCUGUGACGGUAUAAAGCAUUGUCCUGACGGUAGGGACGAGUCCGACGAGGGCUGCCUCAAACAUGCGGACUGCAAGAAUUGUACCCAGCGAUGCACGCGGCACAGUCAUGGCGCCUCGUGCGGCUGCAAUCAAGGUUUUUCUCUCGCGGACGAUGGAGUGACCUGUGUGGACAUCGAUGAAUGCGCUCUCGGACUCUGCAGUCAAUUAUGCAAGAACAAAGAAGGAUCCUUCGAGUGCGGCUGUCGCCCCGGCUUCACGAAAGUCAAUGCGACUAAAUGCGCCAAUACAAAAGCAGCGACACUCGUGUGGUAUCGAGGCGACCUGUCUCGACAAGAGAUCAUCCUUGAAACGAAUGGCACUUCCCGGAAGAUAGAAAUACCCGGGCAGGUCACGGAGAAGAAGAAGGUCCCUUCGAUAUUCAUGCCACCAAUGUUCUUCGACAUCGACAACGAAAAGAUCUUCAUCCGAAUCGGCAACUACCUGUACAGCAUGGACUUGAAGGGGCGCCGCUAUUCACGACCGCAGCUCUCUCAACUCCUACACCCGCCUUUCCAAAUGUCGGAUUUCGCCGUCGAUACCAUAACUGGGAAUAUAUACGCGGCGAAACUCAAGGGAACGAGCAUAUACCUCUGUCGGUCGGGAGAAACGUGCAUACCUCUGGUGACUGGUCGCCGCGACGUCGUUAGCCGACUCCAAAUCGCUCGUCUCGAAAACGGCACGAGGCUCCUCUGGCAGGAAGGGUUCGAUAUCAUGUCGAGCAGUUUGGACGGUAUGGAAGUUCGAUCGGUCUUCCGGGUCCUGAGCAAAGAGAAGAUCCGUUAUUUCGUCGUCGAUGAGCCGAGCCAGAAGGUAUACAUCGCCUUAACCAAUCUACUUGAAUUGGACCUGAUGUCGAUGAGGACACGGAUGCUCACCCGACCAGGGCUCGAUUACUCGGACGGAACCCUCUGGAACAUGGAAAUCCACGACGACACAAUUCUGAUCCAGCUUGUGAACAUGCAAGCCGUAAACCAAAACCGAGGGGAUUAUCUCGAAAGUCGAGUCAUCAAGCUGGACCGACAGACUGGAGACCAUCUCGGCCAUCUUAAGGUACCUCGGGGAGCGCAGCUGCAUUCCAUACGGCGACGCUCGGAUGCUCAAGUCCGCAACCCGUGUUGGAACGAGCCUUGUAGCCACAUCUGCGUUGGCGAUUCCGCUCCCUUAAGAUUCAAAUGCCUCUGCCCACCGGGGAUGCAUCUCGACGACGGGAGCGAUGUCGUUUGCGUCCCUCAGGAAGGCGAGGAGCAGAUUUUCUUCGUGAAUGGUACCCGAGUAUCGACUUAUGUUUUCGAGGAGGAGACUCUGUACCACAAUCAGGACACCUUACUCAACUCCGCGCCACUCGCCAUCGCAGCGGAUCUCGACAUGAACUUGAUCUUCGCCACGCGGAGGGGGCUCUUCGCCUUGCAAAGAGAUGGAUCCCGAAAGGCAUUCGGAUCCGGCUUGCAGAACAUUCGUUCCAUGGUCGUGGAUCCGACGGAUGAUGUGUUGUACGCUGUAAACAAGGUACUUUACGCCGAAAACAUGAAAGGAGAAGUGUACAGCAUGGUGAUAGGUCAGUGGUCACGGACCCAUCUCCUCGACCUCCCAAAACCCUCCCAGGACGGCCAGAGAACAUGGACUUUCGCUGCUGCGGAAAGUAGAAUCCGGACCGAUGUUUCAUUGGUUCUCAGGGCAGGAUACUGCGGUCUCGUGCACGGUGACGAUAUCGGUUUCGACUGCCAACGUUCCGGUCUCAAGGGAAAGCAGUGCGAUCAUAUCGAUCACGAGACCCGUCUGCUGGCUCGGGCUGGACCUCCCCUCGUCGCAAGCGACGGAUCAGCCUGCGAUUCUUCGAAAUGCGAAUUCUGUGUUAGCGCUCCCGGAAAGACCGUCCUCGAAGAAGUCUGCAUCUGUCCCUAUGGACACGAGCUCGGAGCCGAUGGAAAAUCAUGCAGCAAAUCAUGUGGGGCUCACAUGCUACGCUGCUCAUCGGCUGACGGCAUGUGCAUCCACGAGAAAAGAAGAUGCGACGGUUCGCGCGAUUGCUCGGACGGCUCCGACGAGCUGAACUGCGAGUCACACCACUGCGGUGGGAACUUCAAGUGCGUCUCGGACGGCAGAUGUAUCUUGAAGAAGUUCAAAUGCGAUGGCAUGAAGGACUGUCACGACGGAUCGGACGAAGCCGGCUGCCCGGCACGCAACUGUACAGCCUCGCAAUUCAAAUGCGAAGACGGCACCUGUCUGAGUCCAGUGAAGAGAUGCAACGGAAUUCCGGACUGCUUCCACGGGGACGACGAGAGAUCCUGUCCGAAAGUCGUUUGCAAAAAAGGGGAAUUCGACUGCGGCAACGACAAGUGCAUUCCGGAGGAGUGGGUCUGCGACUUGACUCCGGAUUGCCCGCAAGCCGAAGACGAGACCAACUGUCCGGCGCUGAGGGCCAAGAUCGGGAAACUCCAAAAUCCUGCCUGCGAUCCCCAUUAUGAGUUCUGCUGCAAAAGUGGAGAGAAGUUGCCGCUGGAAUUACGCUGCAACGGAAUAGAGGAAUGCCUAGACCGCAGCGACGAGCUCGGCUGUCCCUCUAUGUGUAAUCCUCCCCGAUUCCGUUGCAACAGCGGUGCUUGUCUGGGCGAAGACCAAGUGUGCGACGGCAUCGCUCAGUGUCCAAACGGAGCCGACGAGCACAACUGCCAGGGCAAAUGCGAUUCGAAAGGUCUUCACGAAUGUCGCGCGGACGGAACUUGCAUACCCCUGGCGAAACUCUGCGACGGGACGCGGGACUGCUCCGACGGCUCCGACGAGCUCAACGACGAUUGCCCGAAGACCCAACCGCCCCCAGCGAACCCACGUGAGUUGAGGAGUUCCCGGAGGAUUCCGGCGGAUCUCCGAUACCGAUCCGAAUCUUCGAAUCCUAAGACUCGGUUUUCCUUUCAAGCGUGUUUUGUUGACGAAUUCCAAUGCGACGACGGGAAGUGCAUUCCUCUCAGCCAAGUUUGCGACAAGAAGAGACAUUGCGACGACGGAUCAGACGAAGACGUUUUGUGCAAGGACUCCGAAUGCGGGGAAGCCGGAUGCUCGCACGAUUGCGUCGCCCAAGGAGACAGCAUCACUUGCUUCUGUCCGCCCGGUUAUCGCCUGAUGGAAGAUGGCCGAACUUGCGACGAUGUCAACGAAUGCAUCGAAACCCCCGAAGUCUGUUCCCAAUUUUGCGAGAACCUAAAGGGCUCCUACGAAUGUUCGUGCGUCGAGGGUUUCCUGAAGAACAGCCGCGGCGAGUGCCGCGUCGAAAAAGGCGACGGCAGACUGCUCACGGUACAAAACGGAGUAAUCGAAGCCAUCCCCAUGAAGAGAAAUGCCAAAAGAGACUUGCUCUUCAAUUCACCCAACACGCACGUAGGAGGUAUCGAUUACGACGUGGCUUCGGAUGCAAUUUUCGUUAGCGACACGACGAGCAACGUCGUCCGCCGCAUAUCAUUCGACGAAUCCAAUCGACGCCGCCCCGAAAUAGCUCUCGCCCUGGUAGAACCCGGAGUUCUUGCGCUUGAUUGGGUCACGAAGAACUUGUACGUCGCUGAUUUCCGGCCAUCGAUCCAUGUGUGUAAAUAUUAUUAUAAGACGGAUAAGACGGAUAGCGACAGAAGUCAAGUGCACUGCAAGAUUCUGACAGAGGUCCUAAUGAAACCCGCGAACGGACACCCGAAGCCGUCGAUUACCAGCAUGGCAGUCGUUCCAGAUGCAGGGAUCAUGUUUUAUUCCGAGGCGAUGACCGGUUUCAUUUUCCGACAAAACAUGGACGGCACCGAGAGAGCAGAAUUCAGAUGGGCUUUCGGCGAGAGGAGACCUUUGUCCCUGACGGUCGAUCACGCUCAUAGAAAUCUCUAUUGGAUCGAUUCUCGCAGUGGAUUGUUCGAAACGAGUGAUUUUAAAGGGGAGAAGAUUCGCCGACUGCCCCAACGCUUCAAUUACGUGAAAACAUUCGCCCUAUUCGAAGACUAUCUGUACUUCCCCGAACCCAAUAACGAGUUUUGGUAUAGAGUGUCCAAGCAAAGCGGGAUGAUAAGAUCGGAGAAGAAAAGUCCUCUCGGACUCGUAUCGCAAAUUAAAAUCAUGCAUCAAGUCAAUCAACCUGUGGAAAUCAAUCGCUGCCAUGGGGAACCGUGCCAACAGAUGUGUCUCCUGCGACCACACGGGUUCGCCUGCGCCUGCAGGGAUGGUUGGGAGUUGUCCCGAGAUAAUGUUACUUGCGUCCAGAUGACAAUACACGAUCAUGACGUUUUCGAUAAAGAAUGGCAAGAGCAACUUGAAGCUAAAUGCCCAUGCAAGAACGGCGGCAAGUGCCGCUUUUCCCAAACGUCGAAGAUCAUGGGAAAUUACUGCCAAUGCCCAUCGGGCUACCACGGAACUUGGUGUGAAUCAGGACCGUCCGGCAGCGUGGUUCUGACCGUGGUACUGAUCUGCUGCUUCUUCAUCCUCGUCGCGGGAGCUGGAGUUUACUUGCUGAAUGCCAGAGCUAAGCAGGAGCGCCACAAGAAAGUUCUUUGCACGCAAGACGGAGGCGAUCGAUUGAUUCUAAUCGAGAAAGAAGUAGUACCUGAUGUUGAAUACUGAGAACGCCCCGGGAACGUUUUAAGACCCCAAGCUGCCCCUCUCCCCACGUGACUAGGAAUCGACCGAUUGGAAUCUCGGUCGUGAUUUUGGAUAUUUUAAAAUAAAUUUACGACAACGACUUUCUUAA